AUGGCUAAUUCCUAUCUCAUUUCCUUCCUACCACUCAUACUAGUUUCGAUCACUUUAGCGUCAAUAAGUGGUGGGAUGAUCAGUGCUGAGGCACGUAAUCUUUUGGAGAUACCCGAGGUUCCAAAGCUUGAACUUCCGGAGAUUCCGAAGCCCACACUUCCUGAGCUUCCGAAGCCCACACUUCCUGAGAUUCCGAAACCCACACUUCCUGAGAUUCCGAAGCCCACAAUUCCUGAGAUUCCGAAGCCCACACUUCCUGAGAUUCCAAAACCCACAAUUCCUGAGAUUCCGAAGCCCACCCUUCCAGAGAUUCCAAAACCCACUGUUCCUGAGAUUCCAAAGCCAACACUUCCUGAGAUUCCGAAGCCCACAAUUCCUGAGAUUCCAAAACCCACUGUUCCUGAGAUUCCGAAGCCCACACUUCCUGAUAUCCCAAAACCCACUGUUCCUGAAAUUCAGAAGCCCACAGUUCCAGAGAUCCCGAAGCCUACAGUUCCUGAAAUUCCGAAACCCGCACUUCCUGAGCUUCCAAAGUCGGAUUUUCCUACUUUGCCCAAACUAGAAGUACCAAAGGUGCCAGAAAUCCAUGACCUUCCUAAGCCCACCUUGCCAACCAUUCCUGAGUUGCCCAAAGACUUCCCCAUCCCUUCCUUACCCCAUCCUUAAAGAAAUGCUUUUUAAUUUGUGAAAGCAUGUGAUUGUUCACUUCACUGCUACAACUAUUAUUAAAGAAAACUUCAUGAUCAGUCCAGAGGGUACCAUGAAAGAUUGAAUGAUUAAUUAUUUUUAUUUUUAUUUUUAUUUUCUCCAUUGUUGUGUUAUAUUGUGAUUGACUUAUGUACCUCAUUCCUUUGUGAAGAUAUACUACACAUAGAUUGUUGAAUCA
Messenger RNA from Cynara cardunculus var. scolymus (artichoke), 886 nucleotides. Its product is annotated as protein PELPK1-like. Lineage: Eukaryota; Viridiplantae; Streptophyta; Magnoliopsida; Asterales; Asteraceae. The transcript has a single exon. Bases 1 to 666 code for a protein of 221 amino acids. The record is from RefSeq and is a predicted model, not a curated record.